Molecule: messenger RNA, 1300 nt
Organism: Melospiza melodia melodia
Lineage: Eukaryota; Metazoa; Chordata; Aves; Passeriformes; Passerellidae
Gene: PIGL
Product: phosphatidylinositol glycan anchor biosynthesis class L
Exons: 7
Coding region: 1-777 (258 amino acids)
Biological process (GO): GPI anchor biosynthetic process
Cellular component (GO): endoplasmic reticulum
Molecular function (GO): N-acetylglucosaminylphosphatidylinositol deacetylase activity
Source: RefSeq, a predicted model, not a curated record
AUGGCAGCGGGCCCGUGGUGCUGGGUGCCGCCGGCGGCGCUCUCGGUGCUGCCGCCGCUGCUGCUGCUGCUGCUGCUGCUCGGGGGCGCGCGCCGCCUGCGCCGGGGCCGCGCGGGGUGCCGCGGGGGCGCGCGGGGCGGGCGCGCGCUGCUGCUGACGGCGCACCCCGAUGACGAGGCCAUGUUCUUCGCCCCCGCCCUGCUCGGCCUGCGCAGCGCCGGGGCCGCCCCCGCCGUGCUCUGCUGCUCCGCAGGAAAUUAUUACAACCAAGGAGAGAUUCGUAAGAAAGAGCUGGAACAGAGCUGUUGUGUGCUGGGGAUUCCUCCUUCUGAUGUCACAGUCAUUGAUCACAGGGAUCUUCCUGAUAAUCCUGCUGUGGAGUGGGACACUCAGCUCCUGGCCACCCUUGUCCUGGAGCACAUAGAAGCCAAGAACAUCAACCUGGUGGUGACGUUUGAUGCAGGAGGAGUGAGUGGCCAUGCCAACCACAUCUCCCUCUACAAGGCUGUCAGGUACCUGCAUUCAGAGGGGAAGUUACCUGAAGGGUGCCGUGUGCUCGUGCUGGAAUCCGUAAAUCUCUUCAGGAAAUACAUUUCCUUCCUGGAUGUCCUCAUUUCCUGCCUCCUGCCCAGGGAUGAACUCUUCAUCCUCACAGAGGAGGAGACUGAACAAGCCAAGAGAGCCAUGCGGUGCCAUCGCAGCCAGCUCCUCGGGUACCGCCAGCUCUACCUGCUCUUCUCACGGUACCUGGUGCUCAACUCCCUGCGCCUGCUCUGACAGGAACCACCCCAGGAUGAGCAAAGGAUGAGCAAAGGAUGAGCAAAACCAGCACUGCCCCAGGCCCAGGACUCGGGAAAGCUCCUGUGCUAGGUGCUCAACAGGAUGGGGUGCUCUUUGUGGGGCAUUCUGCACACUACAGGCUGGGUGAGCCUCCUUCUGAGCAUCUUGUCACCUGAUACACUGAGAACAGGGCUAAAGCCUGAGAACAGGCUAUAGCUACUCUAUAUUCUCAUCAUAGAAGCUUAAAUAAGAUGAGAAAUUUGGAUUAAUUUUAAUUGGGAGCCAAGCUCCAGAGGAUUCUGAAUUGGAGAAGAUAUGGCACAAACUGUUUCCCCAACUGCAAGGACUGCUUGGCAACUCUCCCUAGGUGCUUUUGUUAGAUCCAGCUAUCAGGAGUAACUUUCCAAAGCUCAUGCUAUCUCCACAGAUACCACAACCAUAACAUCUUUGUUAUUCAGUCAGAACUUUAAAAAUCCAAAGCUAUUGAAUAAAACACCAGAAAUCAUGCAAUUUUUUCUAA